AUGGAUUUCUGGAAGCGAGACGAUGACGCUUGUGUGUCUGACAAUGAUUACGAUGGAGAACAUUUUGGGGCUCGUGUGAGUGCAGUGUUUGUGGUCUUGGUAGCUUCGUUCUUUGGAGCUUACUUCCCUAUCCUGUCCUCUAGAUACUCCUUUAUUAGACUGCCACCAUGGUGUUUCUUCAUUGCCAAGUUCUUUGGAUCUGGAGUUAUUGUGGCUACUGCUUUUAUCCAUUUGUUGGAGCCUGCUAGUGAUGCCUUGGGUGAAGAGUGUUUGGGAGCACCAUUCACAGAGUAUCCUUUGGCCUUUGGUAUCUGUCUUAUCACGCUUAUGGUGAUGUUCUUUGCCGAGUUGCUUGUCUACAAAUGGAUGGAGAACAAGUUUGAAGGAACCAGCCAAGGCGGAGAGCACAUGCACUCUCAUUUCGGCGAGACUGACCUGUUUGUGAAAAAAGAAAAGGAAGACGACGAGGUCAAGAGUGAAAGCGACCAUGACUACGUGCGCGAAGCCGAGGUCGACUCCCCCGUCAACGACAACCGUUCUGAGAACAAGUCUACUAAUUUAUUUGAUUCUAGUCACCACUUUGACCACAAGAAUCACCACCAAGACCCAGAGGUUAUUGGUACUCUUGCUCAAGACUCUGAGAAAGAGUCUUACUAUGGACAAUUAUUGAACGUUUUCAUUCUGGAAUUCGGUGUGAUCUUCCACUCCGUCUUCGUUGGUCUGACUCUGUCCGUUUCCGGAGACGAGUUUGUCAAUCUGUACAUUGUUAUUGUGUUCCACCAGCUUUUUGAAGGUCUUGGUCUCGGAACUAGAAUCGCCAUGAUUAAUUGGGAUAAGAACAGAAGAUUCACUCCAUGGAUCCUUGCUGCUGCUUACGGUGUCUGUACCCCGAUCGCUAUUGCCAUUGGUCUGGGUGUGCGUAAGACCUAUCCUCCAAACUCCCGUACUGCUCUCAUCACCAACGGAGUGUUCGACUCCAUCUCGGCCGGUAUUCUGGUGUACACCGGACUGAUCGAGCUGAUGGCCCACGAGUUCCUGUUCAGCGACGAGUUCAAGGGCAAGGAGAAUAUGAAGAAGAUGGUCCUCGCUUACGUGGUGAUGUGCACAGGCGCAGGCCUGAUGGCUCUUCUUGGUGGAUGGAUCAACUCCCUCGGCCGGGAACUCCUGGAUCUUGACAUCGAAUCUUUCCUGGAUCUUGUUCAAGAUCUCCUGGUCCUGUUCGUUGGACACAAACGACACAGAAAGUCCCUUGGUACCGAAUCUACCUGCUCUUCCGACUCUGUGCAAGUACUGGUCGGCCUCGCUAGGAAGAUCGUAGUUGAUGGCCAGGUUGAUUCUCUCGAUAUCGAUACCUCUUCCAAACACGUCGGUAGAGACACAUAUUCUCUUGUUGUACUCCUUGAACAGCUUGUAUCUGGCGAUUCUCUCCUCCUGUGGAAUACCGGAGUGCACCACGAUGGAUGGGAAGUUGGAGUCGCACAACAGCUUGUUCAAUGCAGUGGCUCUUUUGGUCGACUUGACAAAGAUGAUCACCUGGUUGAACUCCAACGAGUCCAACAGCUCUGCAAGCUUCAAGUUCUUCUUCUCCUCUGGCAAGUUGAUGUAGUAUUGUUGCAAACCGUGCAGAGUGAGCUUCUUCUCGUCGUCAACGUAGAUCUCCAAUGGGUUCUUCAUGAACUUCUUGCAGAUAGGUCUGAUUUCCUGGGAAAGCGUGGCAGAGAACAUCAUCACCUGUUUCUGGAAUGGAGUGGCUCUGAACACCUCCUGGACGUCUCUUCUCAUGUCGACCUGCUCAAGAACCUGGUCACACUCGUCAAUCACAAAGUUCUUCACGUUGUUGAGUCUGAUCAGCUUGUCUCUCACAAGGGCGUUCAAUCUACCCGGAGUACCGACCACAAUGUGUGGACAAGUAUCCUUAUUCUUGAGUUUCUCGGCGUCUUGCUUGAUGUUGACACCUCCGUAAAACACCUCAGUCUUCACCUCUGGCAUGUACUUGGAGAAUCUAGCGUACUCGUUCUUAAUCUGGUAGGCCAAUUCUCUGGUAUGACAAAUCACGAUGGUGGAAAUCUCGCCUGGAGUUGGAUCCAGCUGUUGCAGGGUCGACAACACGAAAACCGCAGUCUUACCAAGACCAGACUUGGCUUGACAAAGAACAUCGUUACCCAAGAUGGAUUGUGGGAUACAGGCCUGUUGGACUGA
Molecule: messenger RNA, 2199 nt
Organism: Ogataea philodendri
Lineage: Eukaryota; Fungi; Ascomycota; Pichiomycetes; Pichiales; Pichiaceae
Exons: 2
Coding region: 1-2199 (732 amino acids)
Biological process (GO): zinc ion import across plasma membrane
Cellular component (GO): plasma membrane
Molecular function (GO): low-affinity zinc ion transmembrane transporter activity
Source: RefSeq, a predicted model, not a curated record